Molecule: messenger RNA, 894 nt
Organism: Oppiella nova
Lineage: Eukaryota; Metazoa; Arthropoda; Arachnida; Sarcoptiformes; Oppiidae
Source: the annotation of a GenBank genome assembly
AUGCAAAACAAAAACGAAAGCAAAUGUCAAAUAUGUGGUGACAACUCAUGUAGCUAUCAUUUCGAUGCCAUGACCUGUAGUUCUUGUAAAGCAUUUUUCAGGAGGAAUGCUCUCUUCAAAGUGGAUCAAUUCAAGUGCUAUUUGGGCGGUAAAUGUAUAAUAGAUGUGAACAACAGAAUUAAUUGUCGGAAAUGUCGUUUAGAUAAGUGUUUUGCAGUCGGCAUGAGAACCGAUUUAUUUCAAUCUGAGGGACGAAAAUAUAAGACAAAAUUAAUUAAAAGUAUAGAAAAUAAAAAUUCAAAAGAUGUGUCCGAAAACACGAAUCAAAUUGUUGUCUCAACCUGUAGUCCAUUUCCCGACAUAUCUCGGAAUAUCAUUGAUGAAAUUGAUCAUAAUUUAGAUAAUGUAGUAAAUGAUAAUAUUCCUAAUAAUACAUCAAUGAAUUCAAAUAUGUCUGAACAAAAUCUAUCGGUCACACCAAUUAUGAGGCCGAUCACUGAUUAUAGCAAUCAAUUCAAUGAAUUAGAGGGCAAUAAAUUGAGUGAAUUAUUGGACGCUUUGAAGAUUAUGAUGAAUCCAUUGGAAGCUAUGGAGGGACUAAUAAUUACUCCCGAAAUGUUUAGCGAUGUUUUCAAACUAUUUCUUACAAGACAUGAGAAUGAGAGCCGAAAAAUGGUUAAAAUGUCUAAAUGUUUGCCCGCGUUUAGUACGUUGUGUGAGCAUGAUCAAAUGAUUUUAAUCAAAUACGCCGCCAUUGAAAUCAAUGUCUUGCGAAUGAUUUUGGAUUUUAAUUUUGAUGACAAGUCCUGUAGAUUAAUGGAUGUAGUUGCUAAAGAAUAUUCAGAUAAGCAAGUACAAUUAGUGCGAGUUGCUAACAAAUCCACUUUUACAUAA